Messenger RNA from Phanerochaete carnosa HHB-10118-sp, 1287 nucleotides. RefSeq lists its product as uncharacterized. The transcript has 10 exons. NCBI's taxonomy places the organism in Eukaryota, Fungi, Basidiomycota, Agaricomycetes, Polyporales, Phanerochaetaceae. The record is from RefSeq and is a predicted model, not a curated record. Gene Ontology annotation, cellular component: clathrin adaptor complex; cytoplasmic vesicle. Gene Ontology annotation, biological process: endocytosis; intracellular protein transport. Bases 1 to 1287 code for a protein of 428 amino acids.
AUGGCAAUUGACGGUCUUAUAAUCCUAGACUCGACCGGGCGUGCCAUAAUCCAGUCUGGCUUCCGCUCCAGCAGUCCAGCAUUCCCCUUAUUGCACAUUGAAGCACUCAACACUGCUCUAGCCAAGGCCUCCAGACCGACGGAUGUCGAUCCCGUGCUCUACGUGUCUAGUCUGGAGCUAGACACGCCUAGCGCGUGCUGCCAUGUCAAGCACGAUGACCUGCGGCUCUUAUGCCCUGUGAGCGGCGACAUUGAUCCCCUAUACGUGUUUGCGUUCCUGCAGGCUUUCGUGGACAUAUUGCGUGAAUAUUUCGGACAAAUAUCCGCGGAGACAUUGAAAGAUAACUUCGACGUCGUGUAUCAGCUGUUGGAAGAGACCCUCGAUGCCAGUGGCCAUCCGUCUACCACAUACUCCAAUGCUCUUCGUGACAUUGUGCUGCCCCCGUCUCUCCUGCAGAAGGUCCUCAGCGUUGCCGGUGUCACUGGUCUUGCCAGCCAGUCGUCGAACUCUCAUCCCUUUGCUUCGCCGAUACCCUGGAGGAAGAUGGGUGUGAGGUACAACAACAACGAGAUAUUCUUCGACAUCGUAGAAGAGCUCCGGGCGAUAGUGAACAAAGGCGGUGUGGCUGCCAUGAGCCAAGUCUGGGGGUCCGUCCAGUCGAAUUGCAAGUUGUCAGGGACGCCGGAUCUCCUACUUUCCUUAGCGAACUCUCAGACGAUGACCGAUUGUUCUUUUCAUCCCUGUGUCCGGCUGCAGAGAUGGACCCGUGAUAGGCAACUGUCCUUUGUGCCUCCGGACGGACAGUUCACAUUGAUGAGCUACCGAUACCAGCCGUCCGGCACGCACCAGGUCGCUGUGCCGUUCGUGAUUAAAGCAUCCGUCACUUUACUCACGGCAUACACAGGGAUAUUCGACCUGACGGUGUCUUCCCGCCUCGCAACCCGAGUUGUGGAGAAAAUGACGGUGGACUGGUUCCUCGGCGACGGCGCGUCGGGUGCAAGCUGCACAGCAUCCAACGCAUCGUCAUGGACAUUUGAACCAAGCACAAAGACACUACGGUGGGAGAUGAAGAAUAUCGCCCCAUCAUCGAGCUUCACCUUGCGUGGGCACUUUAUCUCAGCGACGAAGGUGCCUCGACCUUCACAUGCGUUCCGUGUGAAGUUCGAAGUACUGCAGCACAUGUUCUCGGCGUUGAAGGUUGACCAGCUGAAGCUGACCGGCGAGCUGUACAAGCCAUAUAAGGGCCUCCGUGGACGGUCCAUGGGAGACGUCGAGUGGCGAUGGUAA